Messenger RNA from Planococcus citri (citrus mealybug), 1503 nucleotides. RefSeq lists its product as uncharacterized. The coding region runs from base 108 to 1442 and encodes 444 amino acids. Gene Ontology annotation, molecular function: metal ion binding; nucleic acid binding; hydrolase activity. The record is from RefSeq and is a predicted model, not a curated record. Lineage: Eukaryota; Metazoa; Arthropoda; Insecta; Hemiptera; Pseudococcidae. The transcript is spliced from 6 exons.
GACAAAUUGCAAAACAUUUCAAAUAGUUCUCAAGACGUCAUUUUUUUUUCAUAAAUCGCCGAAUAACUCGUGGAUUUUCACAAAUAUCUGCUGCCAUCAAAUCAUUGAUGUUUAAAAAAAAAAUGAACAGUCGAGUGUUCAAAAUGAGUUCAAAUGAAAGAAAAGUUUUAUUAUGUUUUUUCAUCAUUGUUGCUACGAACACGAUCCAUUUUGCUUUAGGCCUGUACGAACCUUUGUAUUUAAGAAAAUCAGUUUUAACCAAUAAGUAUACUCUGAUAUAUGAUGUAAUACGUGACGUCACAGACCAAAGACUCUUCGUGAUAGACUAUCUCCAUCACGAUGUAUUAUUAGCAUGCCCGUUGAACCAAAUUUCCGCUCCUUUUAAAAUACAAGAAAGUGCACAAAAAGAAGAAAAAUUCGCUGUCGCUCCUUAUUGCGAAAUACCAAUCAAAUCGCAUGUUUACAAGGUCAAGCCCGACUACACAUAUGGUCUAAACGCCAUUGGAUUUCCGGUUACUGCACCGGACCCAAAUAAAGAGCCAAGUCAUCACUACGCUGAUGUACCCGAAUACAUUGCGAUAGUCAAUUUGAUUGAUUUCACAUUUGACGAGUCGCUACAUCGAGUUAAAAUGGUAGAAUAUCGUCUAGCAGCUGGUAAAUUUUUGAAACCAGAAAUCAGUUAUAACGACGAAGAAUACCAAAAAGACGAAGAUAUGUUUGGAUACGACGUCGACCAAUUAUAUUCUAAAACGAAAUUGCCUUUUGUCAAAGUUCAACUAGCCCCCGAAGAUGAUUUUUUCUUCGACAAUUGGAAAUCCGCAUCACGACACAAUGUCAUAACUGCUCCGAUGAGACGUGAGCUGCUACAUGAGUGGCAAGCUUUAGAAAUAUUUAUACGAAAAGUGACUCAGUUUAUCGAUGAGGUUAACGUGAAGACAGGAGUCUUUGGCACGCUCCCACAAUCCCAAUUCAAUCGUAAGAUGCACUUACACGAUGGAAAACAUCCCAUUCCCAAGUAUUUUUGGAAAGCAAUUCACAUAAAAGUUUUCUCAAUCACUUCUAUGUACACCCAGGGAAUAUUAUUCGUAAUGCAUAACGUCGAUUCGAUAGCCACAUCGAAGGUGGAAAAAAUCUGUCCCAAAGAUGAAGUCUCAUUAUCGAACCUAGGAUGGGAAUUUUCACCUGAUAAACGAUUCAGAUCAUCGAUAUACGGUUGCAUUUUGAAUGUAACCAACGGUAAUGUUUUUCAAGAAAAAUUUUAUACAGACUACGAACUGCUCAAUUUGCACACUGUACCAGUAAAUGAAAUCGACAGUAAUGGCAAUCCGACUAAUUUUCGAAUACUAGACGUGAUAAAUGAAAUACAGAAAUUGAAGCAAGCCACAGAUGAAUUUGCAGCAAAACAGGUCGAAGCGUUGAAGUAUUCGACGAAUAAUAAGUGAAAUAAAUGUUCAAAAUGUAAAUUGAAUAAGAAUCAUUGUAUAAUAACGAAUAAAAUUUAAG